AUGGCUCUGUCGUAUUGCAUGCCUAGCAUAUAUCCACACACAUGUUAUCUACUACAUUCUCUUACAAUUCCACAUUCCACACAGCAUACCAUACUUCCAUGCCAAGUCUCAGGUCACGAGGAGACCAUAACUGCAAUCAACUUCCGUGCUUACUGUGAGUCUUGAUUACUGCAAUCAACUUUCCGCGCUUACUGUGUGCAAGUUUUAAGACUUGGCCUUACCAAUCUAUGGUGUUGCACAAGACCCUUGCGUAAAUUAGACUGGAUCAAGUUGAAUACGAUAUCUAACAAGGGCAGGUUCCAGUAGAUAGAGCUUCAUAUAUGGCGAUUACUAGUCUUUGUUCUUCAAUUAUCAAGAUUCUGCUUUUCGCGCUAUCCAUUUUGGCUCAAAUGUCUGUGUCUUGUUCUCUUUCAGAUGAUAUAUCAGAAUCUCACUCUUUGGUUGGACGCAACCUGCUUCAAGCCCAGAAAGCUUGCCCGGUGAGCUUCGAGUUUGAGAACUAUACGAUCAUCACUAGCCAAUGCAAAGGACCUAACUACCCAGCUGGACCAUGUUGCAAGGCUUUUAAAGAAUUUGCUUGCCCUUUCGUGGACGAGUUGAAUGACAUUUCAAAUAUCUGUUCUGAAACCAUGUUCAGUUACAUUACCUUAAUAGGAAAUUACACAGCCGACUUGUUUGGCAGUAUAUGCGUAGAAGGAAAGGAUGGACUCGAUUGCUCUGAGUUCUUACCGCCAGAACCAGAUGACACGACUAGUGGAGCUGGUGCCACACAUAAUACACAUCAACUAUUGGUGUUCACAACUUCCUUUCUGGUGCCAUUGUUAUCAAUGCUGUGAAUCCCAUUUCUGCAAAUAAAGAAAAAGUUAGCGUGCACCAGCAAAGUGCUACUGUCUGUGUCACGCCAUUCCCUGCGUGCUCCAAAGUGUCAAAAACACCAAGGAGUAAACUCAAAAUUGCCACUUAAGUGAUGCUGGUGUGCAUGUUUAGAUGAUUCAGAUCAUCAACAAGGGAGAAAUGUCAUAUUCUCAGGGAACCAAGACACUUCAGGCUAAUAUGUAAUUUUUUUGGCAAAUGCUUCCUUGAAGGCCAAUGUUUAACGCUUUGUUUUGCAAAUGCCAAUGCUGAGCACUUGUUACUUGUUAGGUAUGCGAUAAAAUGAGUGAAUAUAAAGAGAAA
This is a messenger RNA of Daucus carota subsp. sativus, 1176 nucleotides long. Its product is annotated as GPI-anchored protein LLG1-like. Lineage: Eukaryota; Viridiplantae; Streptophyta; Magnoliopsida; Apiales; Apiaceae. Bases 321 to 836 code for a protein of 171 amino acids. The transcript is spliced from 3 exons. The record is from RefSeq and is a predicted model, not a curated record.